UGAAUGUAAGUGAGUCAAUGACCGAUAAAUCGCACCUUCCUUUGCCAACUGUCGUCUUCUAUCGCUCAAGCCCCCCGCUUUCUUUGAUCAUCUGCAGGCAUGAAACGCACAAUUUUUAAUAAAAAAGGAACCUACAGUACGCUUGAUCUCGAACUCCUUUCCUAUUACUUCAAUUUGUGACCCCAUCCAACCAGUUGAGCCUCAUCUGAAUCAAUCCAGCGACACGGAUCAGCUCCUACCAUGAUCAAGCCAUACCAAGCCCCGAACAAGUCAUGGAUGGAUACUUGGAUUCCCGCCAUAUUUGGGUUUGCUCCGGGUCGACUGUUAGAAAUUCCACUGAAGCCCAAACCACUUGAGCAAGUUUAUGGGCUCAACAUCGAUUCAAUCACAGAGUACACUCCGAUCAACUACUAUGCCGGCCACGACAAGUCGGCACGAUUCAAGACCACCAACAAUGACUGUACCCACCCCAGAGCAGUGAGGUUCAGUUGGCACAGCCAGACGAGCGAGACAAUGAUGAAAUUGAAGGUCCCUCGGGAUUCUAUCCCUUGGCUAUUUGCUUGGAAGCCGCCUGGUGAGGUAGCCGCAACCAAGAACCAGAACCGCAUACACGUGGACAAGGUAGUUGACCAUAACACAAACGACACCCUUCUGCUGACCCAGAUAUGGAAGGUACAGAAUACACUCCAGUUUACAAGUAAAACUGACACAUAUAGCCCAAAACGGAAGAAACACGGGUACAAAUCAACCAUGAGCAGUCGCAGAUUCAACGAGCUAAAAACUUGGAAUAGGGCCCUCGAGGGAAGGCAACGUCUGCGACGCAAAGGGCGUUCGAAAGCAGGCACGAAGUCUAUCGAGAAAUACGCUGCCUACAACAACGGCAAUACCGUCCAAAGCAAGGUUCAAUGGCCCAAUCCAACAGCCAAGAUUGGCAGGCUAUUUAUUUAUGUUGUGGGAUUCGCGACCAUUUCCGCGUCAUGUGUCGGUAUUGGUAUCGUGAUAUGUGAACCUUUAUUUCUCCAGGGUCACUAUGAAAGAGAUACCAUUUUUUCUACUGUCACUAACAUUGACGAAUUUUCGUCCAGUGGUAAAGCUUCUCUGAACAACCCCCAGUGUCGGUACACACCUCAGCAUCUGCGGAAGGCAAGGCUUGGGUUGAGCCCUGGUGGUGGAAACGAUUGUUGGUUGGCGCCUCUAUGA
Molecule: messenger RNA, 1200 nt
Organism: Neurospora hispaniola
Lineage: Eukaryota; Fungi; Ascomycota; Sordariomycetes; Sordariales; Sordariaceae
Exons: 5
Coding region: 241-1200 (319 amino acids)
Source: RefSeq, a predicted model, not a curated record